This is a messenger RNA of Xyrauchen texanus (razorback sucker), 500 nucleotides long. Its product is annotated as protein yippee-like 5. The record is from RefSeq and is a predicted model, not a curated record. Bases 129 to 494 code for a protein of 121 amino acids. Lineage: Eukaryota; Metazoa; Chordata; Actinopteri; Cypriniformes; Catostomidae. The transcript is spliced from 3 exons.
GUUGAUACAAAGUCAGGCGGAAGAGCGAAAACCGAAAACAAAGCGGCACUGCGCUCGAGCUGUGCGGAAGUAAACAACAGGCAGAAUUCAAACAGUCGAUUUAAAGCGGCUGGUGUGUGUUUGGUGUCAUGGGUCGCAUCUUUCUUGAUCAUAUUGGCGGGACGCGCCUCUUUUCCUGUGCCAACUGUGACACCAUCCUGACCAACCGCUCGGAGCUCAUAUCCACACGCUUCACGGGCGCCACCGGCCGAGCGUUCCUCUUCAACAAGGUGGUGAAUCUGCAGUACAGUGAUGUUCAGGAUCGUGUGAUGUUGACGGGCAGACACAUGGUACGUGACGUCAGCUGUAAGAACUGCAACAGUAAGCUGGGCUGGAUCUACGAGUUCGCCACCGAGGACAGUCAGCGCUAUAAAGAGGGCCGCGUGAUCCUGGAGAGGGCGCUCGUGAGGGAGAGCGAGGGCUUCGAGGAGCACGUCCCGUCUGAUGCGUCCUGAGAUAUC